This is a messenger RNA of Eleginops maclovinus (Patagonian blennie), 3382 nucleotides long. It is a transcript of the gene cntf, whose product is annotated as ciliary neurotrophic factor. The transcript has 3 exons. The coding region runs from base 282 to 887 and encodes 201 amino acids. The record is from RefSeq and is a predicted model, not a curated record. Lineage: Eukaryota; Metazoa; Chordata; Actinopteri; Perciformes; Eleginopidae. Gene Ontology annotation, biological process: ciliary neurotrophic factor-mediated signaling pathway; negative regulation of neuron apoptotic process. Gene Ontology annotation, molecular function: ciliary neurotrophic factor receptor binding.
CCCGGGGGAAGGGGCGGAGAGUUGGCUGCUAACUCUGUAACACAAGUAACAAACAGUGAGCACAUAAACUGGGAAACCCGUUUUACCGUAACCUAAGAGGAGCUGUGAAUUGGCAGUGGUUCUUCUGUACGCGGCACUGACCGGAGAGCGUGACCGUGACCGGGAAUCUGGUGCUUUCGGGAUGAGGCAGGCGUACGUGGGCGUAUAAUAGGGAGCCUGUUGCUUUUCUGCUACAAGUGCGCGUUUGUUGAGUCUACCCGGUAUAGGCAGCUGGAGGUCCCAUGGCAGCCAGAAGGACUAGACGUAUUACCGGCCCGGAUGUGAGCAGGAGCACCGUGGCACGGGCCGCCCGUAUAGCCGAGCUGCUGCAAUAUGAGUGCUCCAUCUUACUGGAACUUUAUAGAGAAAAGGAGAGUUUCACUGCAGAUAUUUUGGUUGACGGUCGCCUGGUGUCGGUCCCUCCUCCUUCCUCGCAGCUGGACACCAGGGACAAGCUCUGGCGUCUCCACUCUGCUCUGCUGCAGUGCCGAAGCCUGCUGGAUAGAGCCAUCGCCAGAGAGGAGGAGGAGCUGGGCGGCGGGAAGAAGGGUGACUAUGAGACCCAGAGGAAGGUGGUGAAGGACAGGUUGUCGUAUCUCUUGAUAAGCACUGGAGAACUUCUCAAAACUGCUGGUGGCCCGGCGCUACUGACGCCCAACUUGGAGGGAUUAGAGAUAGACGGUCCCACCACGCUGUUUGAGCUGAAGCUUUGGGUGCACCGGAUCUUCAAAGAAGUGGAUUACUGGACCAAGAUGGCCAUCACCACCUUGGAAGCCCUGCCCUCGGUGAUAGCCAAGGAGAGCAUGAUGACCACGAGAGUCAGGAGCACGAGAAGCGCUCGGAGAUAGACAUGAGGAGUGUGUGAGGGCAAAGAGGACUAAUAACAGGAUAGGGACAUAGAGGAAAGGGAGGAAUAACAAGAUAAAGCAAGGUGUUCAGCCUGGGGCCAAAGUGAAAAAGGUGUAUUUAUAUAAAAUAUCCAGCUGAGUGAGACACACAUCCCGACAGGGAGAUGAGCGGGUUGGGGUAUAUUUAGAUCAUGAGACAGAGAGGGACUAAGAGUCAACAACCUUAUGAUCAUGGCUAAUAAAAACAUUUAUUGAUUCAAGUUAUUUUAAGUAUGGCAGAGUCUAUGCAACGUUUAUAUUUAUUGUUUACUUUGGUAGGGGAAAUCUCAAAAUAUGUCUCAAUUCAGAGUUAAGAACAGUUUUUUCCGUUCUUUCUUUUUUCUUUCUCUCGUUUUGGUAUUGCGAAGCAAGGUCUCAUUUAUUAACAGCAACUCAAAAUGCAUAGUUAUACUGUUUUCUCACUUGCCUUGAUCGACCUGCAUGCCUGCCUUUAAUACGGCAGUCUUUAUUUUUUUUAGAUAUACUGUCCAUGAUUCAAUAAAGGAGUAAAAAGUCAGCUAGGAAAACAUUGGGAUCAUAAUCUCAACAUUUGAGUUCAUGCCAUCGCAAGACUGUAGCUCUGCUUUAUGUAGAUUUGAAGGCUAUAAAUCAUUCCACAUAAGUUAUUAUCUGGGGAGGUUCAGUGUAUGAAGGGGGAAAAUGUGUACAACAGCACCCUCUAGUGUUUGCAUUCAUACAGUCUUUAUUUCUUGAUUGACCUCAAUAAUUCUUAUGUCAAAUUAUUAUUUUUUCUUAUAGUUGUAUUAUUUUUAUAUGGCACUUACUGAAGUUAUGUCACAGGCUUUAGGUAGCAACAACUGAGAUGAAACAUCAGUAGUCCAAACUGAUGGACAUGCAAAUUGGCACAUAAGCAGGGAGUGUUGAAGAAAUUCAACUUAAAUAUUAGUGGUCUGCCAACUUAAGUGAACAUUUUCAUGAACAUCUUACACUACUUUUGUUCAUACUGGUUUAGUUGUUUUAAAAAGCAAAACAAAUGUUUUAAAUGCAUAUAGUGAAAUGGAAAAGGCCAAUUUUCACUGCGACACAAAUAUGAUGUUCACAAUCGUCAAUAUGAAUACUUAUCCCAUUUUUAAUGGGUCUGAAUUCAGACUGCUUAUAGUUAAUACAACUAAUAAUCGAAUUUCUAUCUACUGGGUGGUCGAAGCUUCAGUGUAAUGAAACAUGUAUACUUGUUAAGUUAACUUGGUUAAUUGUGAUGACGACCUAACAUAAAUUCAAGAUGUCAGUUGGUUAUUUACUACUACUACUAGUACUCCUAAUAUAAGUACUACUACUAGAUUCAGAUUUUUAAAUAAUUGAGUGUGUUCUUAGUUGUGCCUUGUCACAUGCAUGUAUUUCCUAGAUUAAAGGCUGAUAAACUGUUGGUAAAUGCACUGGGGGUACAAACAGAUCUUUGUGAGAUUGAUUAAGGUUACUCCAAACUGUGUUCAGGGUUCUGGAAGCUGAAUGUUAUUACUGUAAGGCAACCUGAAUGCUUUCUGUGAUGUGAUCUGAGUUGCAUUGCUUCAUUUAAAGGAUGAUAUGUGAACCUUAAGAAAAUAAGAGCUACUGUUCAUGUUUUGCAUGCACUAAAUGAAAAAUAACAACACAUCAUACAGCACAAAGGCAUCCUACAUACCUAAAGAUGCAGCACUUUUAAUGUGAUAUACUGUAAAUGCCUUUUGUCAUAUAUUGCAUGAAUGUUCUGUGUAAGGGUUUGGGAUGCACUUCAUUUCUUCUUUUUCAUGCUCAGGUGAUGAGCUCUCUGCUGUCCCAAACAGCACAUCAAUCUUAUAAAACUUUUUAUUUAUUUUUCCAAACACAUUUUCCAUCUCUGUUCUCUGUUUUGAGUUGUGUUGGAACCCAGACAAGGGAUAGUCAAAGUCAAGAAGUAUAAGUCCAAAUUUGACCAUAAACAAUGGAAAAUAAGUGCAAUGAUGAAGCUAUAGGUGUUAUAAGAGAAGAUAACAUAUGAAACAAGAAGUUCAGUUUCAAUUACACAUUUAUGAAUGCCAAGGUUUCAAGACACUAAAAUACUACCAUUUAACAGAGGAAAGUUAUCAUGUUGGAACCUAUUUUAUUCUCUGUUUACAAAUUGAGAAAUAAAUAGAAGAAUUAUGCGGUACUUGUUACAAAUGAUUCCACCAAGACUGGGACAAUUGGACCAGCAUAUUGGUCUCACUGAAAUGAAUGAGGCUGCAUAUCUUUGACGCAUUGCUAUUGUUGGUUUGAAUGCCGCCUCAGAGCCUGUGCAGUAGAUUUAGGGGGAAAGUGAAUGCUUACAGGUUCCAAUAGCUUCAUAUCUAAGCCUUCCAUUUUUCUGUUUGAACCACACACAUUAUCUCUUGGUCAGUGAUAGACAUAUAAGACAAUCAUUUGAAGUCUGUCCUCUUCUAUAGAUUACAGUAUUUACAGCAUGGGGGUUACAUUCCUGGAAAAUAAAAUGUUUUAUUUGA